Molecule: messenger RNA, 294 nt
Organism: Pediculus humanus corporis (human body louse)
Lineage: Eukaryota; Metazoa; Arthropoda; Insecta; Psocodea; Pediculidae
Exons: 3
Coding region: 1-294 (97 amino acids)
Source: RefSeq, a predicted model, not a curated record
AUGAUUUACAUGUCCGAUGCCAAUUUUGGGCAUGCAGCUAAACUUUUUACAUUAUUUGCUAGGGUUAUAUAUUUUGAUAUAAUAUAUAUACAGUCUAUUCAAAUAGAAUUUGGAUUUGUUUAUUUUGUAAUGUCUGGAUUAAUAUUUGUAUAUUUUAAUACCAGAACAGGACCUAAAAUGAAAGGAGAAGUUAGUGCAUAUUCUGUUUUUAAUACUGGUUGUGAAGCAAUUGAAGGAACAUUUAAAGCAGAAUAUUUUGAAAAGCAAUUAAAUUUGAUUCAGCAUCAAAGCUAG